AACCCAAUAGAUAUAAUGAACAGUUCAGUAAUGGUGACCAAAGGAGGCGGCUGUGGCGGUGGAAGUGGUAGAAGGCGAAGAGCUAAGAGCUGCGAAGAUGCAGAAGAAGAGCAGAACAAGAUUUCCGUCGCUGCGUUGCUUUUAUCCGCUUUAAGGAAAUCCAUGGUGUCUUGUCGUGUUGAUAGGGAAGAUGAAGCGAUGUCCUCCUCCGUCGUUCAUCACACGGAAAUUGGGUGGCCAACGAACGUUCGACACGUAAGCCAUGUGACAUUUGAUCGGUUCAAUGGGUUCUUGGGCCUUCCCGUUGAAUUCCAAGUUGAGGUACCCGGUCGGGUUCCAAGUGCGAGUGCGACUGUAUUCGGGAUCUCAGCCGAGUCAAUGCAAUGCUCAUUGGAUUCAAAAGGGAAUAGCGUUCCCACUAUACUGUUGCUGAUGCAGGAGCGGCUUUAUUCACAAGGAGGGCUUAAGGCAGAAGGGAUUUUCAGGAUAAAUCCUGAGAAUGGCCAAGAGGAGUUUGUAAGAGAUCAGCUGAACUGGGGCAUCGUGCCGGAUGACAUCAAUGUCCACUGCCUUGCAGGCCUUAUAAAAGCCUGGCUUAGGGAGCUUCCUUCAGGGGUGUUGGAUGGACUUUCCCCGGAACAAGUUCUCGGUUGCGAUAACGAAGAUAAAUAUGUCGAACUAGUGAAGCAACUAAAGCCGAUGGAAGCCGGACUGCUCGAUUGGGCGGUUGAUCUUAUGACGGAUGUUGUUGAAGAAGAGGAAUCGAACAAGAUGAAUGCAAGGAAUAUUGCUACGGUUUUUGCUCCAAAUAUGACUCAGGUGUCUGAUCCAUUGACGGCUCUGAUGCAUGCUGUUCAAGUUAUGAACUUACUCCAGACCUUGAUCAUGAAAACACUACGGGAGCGUGAAGAGACUGCAAGUUUAUCGUAUGCAUUUGAUGGCCCUACGGAUGAUGAGUUUGAUUGUCGUAGUCUGCAAGAGAUGGAUACGAGCUGUGAAGAGAUAUCAGAUUACAGUAAUUCCCUUUAUGCUAACUCUAGCGGAGACGACAAUGAAUAUGAAGACGAAAAUGAAAUUGAGCCAUUAGGUGAAAUAGCGGUGCACUUCUUGAGGCAACUGGAAGACGAGAAUUCGAGCGUGAAUAGGAGUUACAGAGAGAGCAUUGAUGAUAUGGAGAUGACAUAGGAAGUAGUGGAACCUACAACACUCCAAUGGGGACUGCAGGUUGACUAUGUUUAGAACAAUAUCGACGUCUCUUCCAUUACGCUGUUUCUUUGGUAAACCGAUAAAGUUGGAUGGGGUUUCGGUUGGAAGUCUGAUAGGGGAAGGCAUUAGAUUUUGUAUGCUUGAAUCACUGAUUCAGCAAGGGCUGAACUUGUGUGUGCGUGUGUUGUUUUUGGCAUGUGUUCUUUCAGGUCCCGAAAUUAGGGGUAAAAUUGGGGCCGAUGUUACUGUUAAGUCUCUUAGAUGCAUGAAGGCAGAUGUGCAAA
This is a messenger RNA of Hibiscus syriacus, 1490 nucleotides long. RefSeq names its product rho GTPase-activating protein 2-like. The coding region runs from base 16 to 1185 and encodes 389 amino acids. Gene Ontology annotation, biological process: signal transduction. The transcript has 4 exons. Gene Ontology annotation, molecular function: GTPase activator activity. NCBI's taxonomy places the organism in Eukaryota, Viridiplantae, Streptophyta, Magnoliopsida, Malvales, Malvaceae. The record is from RefSeq and is a predicted model, not a curated record.